Molecule: messenger RNA, 2205 nt
Organism: Gregarina niphandrodes
Lineage: Eukaryota; Apicomplexa; Conoidasida; Eugregarinorida; Gregarinidae
Product: putative ATP-binding ABC transporter
Exons: 1
Coding region: 1-2205 (734 amino acids)
Biological process (GO): transmembrane transport
Cellular component (GO): membrane
Molecular function (GO): ATP hydrolysis activity; ATP binding; ABC-type transporter activity
Source: RefSeq, a predicted model, not a curated record
AUGUUACUGAAGGGCACACAAGUGGGCACUGCUAAAGUCUUCCCUCACAUACGGGCAUUGUCCUCAUCGCCUGCAGAUCAUCUGGCUACGGCUACCAGUGUUGACGGUCGCCAGGAGUCGGUAUCCAAGUCUAUAAAGCACAAGUCGAACCCGGCCAACGGAAAAUCGGAUAUACGUCAUAUCGUGAAGAUAAAGAGGUCUGUGGAGCGGAAGCCACGAUGGGUCUUUUUAACGGGAAGAGAUAUUCAGCAGAAAGCUGCGGCGAAGGAGUACGGUCGGCUAGAAGAGGUCGAGGUUAACCAUCUGGAGGCCUUGCGCUACAUCGGAGGCUUCCUGUGGCCUGACGACUGGAGGAGUCGAUUGGAGACACUGGGAUCUUUCGCAGCCACAAUGAGUGGUCGGUAUUUCCAGAGCUUAGCGCCGACGUACAUUUCCAAGUUGACGGAUAUGUUGGCCGAUAGCAAGGUACUGCUGGAAGGUGACAGCGAAGAUUGGGCAGAGAUACUCCGUACGGUCCUUUUAUUUGGUGGCUGCCGUCUCUUGGCCUUGGGUUCUCGCGAGAUGCGGAACAUAUUGUACAGUCAUGUAAUCAAGAAGGCUAAUACGCGUAUGGCCUCUGAAAUGUUCCAGGUGCUACAAGAUACCGAUUUGGACUUUUUGCUGAGGAAUCGCCCAGGGGAACUGACGAGCAACGUAAUCGGGUCCAGCCGGGCGCUAGGGGGUUUGCUAAGCAACAUGAAUCACCGGGCGGUCCCGAUGUACAUGGACAUCACAUCUCUUACGGGCAAAUUCCGGAAAAUAAAGCGUAAUGACUUGUCAAGUUUGGCCAAGUCGACUUUGGCGAUUUACUUUUUGUUCUCGUGCGUCUACGGCGACGUCCGGGUGCGGGAGCGUUUGCGGAUGAACCGGGCGGACAACGUUCUCCGGGGCAGCAUGCUGGAGUCGCUGCAGAACGGAGAGUGUGUUCGCGCCUUGCACACAGGUCGCAGGGAAUUAUUCAAGUUCGCUAGACGGUACGACGACUACGAGGCGUCCAAGACUCAUGUAAGCCACUCGCUGGCGACCAUGAAUGUGGGGCAACAGCUCAUUAUACGGACCGCCAUCACUUUAGCCAUGCUCCGUACGGCCGACCGCAUCUUUAAGGGUGAAGCCAAGUCGGGAGAACUUUCUAUGGUAAUGCAUAUGUUCGACGGCUUAGUGCACCCACUUAACUAUGUGGGCACAAUGUACAGAGAGUUCAAGGCGAACUAUCAAGAGAUCGUCCAAGGACUCAAGCUGCUCAAAAUACGGACAGUACGAGACGCACCUAAUGCCAAACCUCUCGUCAUUAACAGAGGCAGCAUCCAGUUACGUAACACCUCCUUCCGGUACCCCGGCGCUGCAACGGUCCCUGGUGCUGCCACGGUGCAGAAGGAUGUGUUACGGAACAUAAAUUUAUCCAUUGCGGGCAAGUCAAAGGUAGCGAUUGUGGGUCCUUCCGGUAGCGGAAAGAGCACGUUGCUGCGACUCAUUUUGAGACUGUACUCGCCUCAGACGGGUACGGUCGGCAUCUGCGGCCAAGACAUAAGCCAAGUCACACUCAAAUCGCUGCGGACGGCGAUUGCGCUCGUGCCGCAGGAUGUAUUGCUGUUCAACACCACGCUCCGUGAAAACCUGCUGUACGGGUCAGAGACCGUCCCCGAGACAGGUGGGACCUCCAUCUCCGACGAGCGGCUCAUGGACGUCAUUCGUCUCUGCGGGCUAGAGGAACUCGUAAAUAAAAUCUCGCUCGAUGGAAUCGUAGGAGAACGUGGACAGGCACUCAGCGGCGGCGAACGACGCCGGGUCGGUGUCGCUCGCGCCAUGCUCCGAGACGCACCCAUUGUACUUCUCGAUGAACCCACUAGCGGCCUCGACGCACACAAUCAAAUCCUUGUCAUGCAGGCCAUAGGCAAACUCGCCAACGAUCGAACCAUCAUCAUGGUUGCGCACAAACUCCAAACUGUCACCGACGCUGACGAAAUCGUCUACAUCGAGGACGGCAUGAUCAAGGAACGAGGCACGCAUGACCAACUUCUCAGCAGACCCGUCGGCAAAUACAACGCCAUGUGGAAACUGCAGGAGUCCGGCCUCGACGCGCCCGAAAACGCCUCCACCGCACCCUCCGACGACGCAACAACCGUUCGCUCCAGCUGCAGCAGCUCGGGCGCCUGCUGCCACGACUGA